AUGCCGCUCUGUCUCACCUUCAUCGACUUGAAGAAGGUCUUUGACUCAGUUGAGACGGAAGCGGUCGUAGAAGCCUUGGACAACCAAGGCGUCCCUACUCAGUACAUAAAGGUACUUCGAGAGUUGUACAGUAACUUCACUACCGGAAUUUCGCCAUUCUACAAGAACAUCAUCAUUGACGUGGAAAGGGCCACCCUCGAGAACGCAAUGCGAAAGUUGGAAUGGGACGACAUGGGAGUGAAGGUUGAUGGUCGGCAGCUACACCAUUUGCGCUUUGCUGAUGAAAUCGUACUGAUAGCACCUAGCAUCAGCCAAGCGGAACGAAUGCUGACCGAAUUCGACGAAACAUGCGAUGACCAACGUUCUUUACUUUCGGACAACUGGUCAACAAACGUCGUUCCAUCUGAUGACGAGGGACCUUCUUUUACACUCUUUCAGGCCGUAGACGUGACAGAGCUCGGAAAUCAACGAGGACGUUUAGUUAAUCGUCCGGGUUCGCUGUGUGGCGCCGGAGCUGGAGCAGAAGAUCGAAGUGACACGUGGUCACUCGAUGCCAUAGCUAGCGACUCGGAAGCAGAUGGCGGUCGUGAACGAACACGACAGGUUUGA
Necator americanus (New World hookworm) is the source of this 609-nucleotide messenger RNA. RefSeq lists its product as uncharacterized. The transcript has 4 exons. The record is from RefSeq and is a predicted model, not a curated record. The coding region runs from base 1 to 609 and encodes 202 amino acids. Lineage: Eukaryota; Metazoa; Nematoda; Chromadorea; Rhabditida; Ancylostomatidae.